This is a messenger RNA of Menidia menidia (Atlantic silverside), 3348 nucleotides long. Lineage: Eukaryota; Metazoa; Chordata; Actinopteri; Atheriniformes; Atherinopsidae. The record is from the annotation of a GenBank genome assembly.
AUGUGGUGUCUGCAGUGUACCACAGACAGAACCCAGUCUUUACUGGAGCUGGAUUCAGAUGGCUGUGUGGAAGGCGAUGCCCAGGGCGGUGAGGUGGUCACCUCUGUGGACCCCAGCGCUGGCUACGGCUGUGUCCCGCUGACCCACAGCGCCAGGCUCGGUCCUGACCUCCUGGACAGCCAACUGUACGGUCAUCUUUUCCUGCCCGGCCACCUGCGACCCCGCAGACCCAAGCUCCAGCACGCACAGUCCAUCCUCCGCAAACAGGCCGAGGAGGAGGCCAUCAAGCGCUCCCGUUCCCUGUCGGAGAGUUAUGAGCUCUCCUCUGACCUACAGGACAAGCAGGUGGAGAUGCUAGAGCGUAAAUAUGGGGGGCGUUUCAUAACCCGGCAUGCUGCCCGCACCAUCCAGACGGCCUUCCGCCAGUACCAGAUGAACAAGAACUUUGAACGUCUUAGAAGUUCCAUGUCUGAGAACCGCAUGUCCAGGCGAAUUGUUUUAUCCAAUAUGAGAAUGCAGUUUUCCUUUGAAGGACCUGAAAAAGUCAACAGCUCUUACUUUGAGGGCAAGCAGGUCUCACUGACAGAGGAUGGCACUAAGAUCAGUGCGCUGGUCCAGUCAGAACACGGGGCGGAGCGGGCCCUGCCCGGGACCCCCCCCACGGCUCAGACCGACUUCACAGAUGCCAUCACCGAGCUCGAGGAUGCCUUCUCCAGGCAGGUCAAGUCUCUGGCCGAGUCCAUAGAUGAUGCGCUGAACUGCCGCAGCCUGCACGGUGAGGACAGCCAAUCAGAGAGUGCGGGAGGCCCCCAGGACCGGGAGCUCAGCUGCCAGAGUAACCCCCCCCGGGGCUCUGCAGACCACCGCAAACUGGACGAGAUGACGGCCUCUUACAGUGACGUCACCCUCUACAUUGACGAGGAGGAGUUGUCCCCCCCCUUACCUCUGUCCCAGUCCGUAGACCGGCCGUCCAGCACGGAGUCUGACCCGCGGCAGCGCUCCCUCAACUCCUCCCAGGACUACUGGUCACUCGCUCAUAAGGAUGACAAAGGGGAUACGGACACCAGCUGCCGCAGCACCCCCUCUCUAGAGUGCCAGGAGCAGCGUCUGCGGGUGGACCACCUGCCCCUGCUGACCAUAGAGCCCCCCAGUGACAGCUCGGUGGAGCUGAGUGACCGCUCUGACCGCAGCUCUCUGAAAAGACAGAACGCCUAUGAGCGGAAUCUGAGCAAACAGCAGAGCAGCCCCAAACACAUCAGCCAUGCCCUGCCCCCCCGAGGGCCCUCCAGAGAGGAGGACGGCCCCCGCCAGCGCCCCCGGCAGCUGGACGCUCACCUGGCCAUCAACGGCACGGCCAACCGGCAGAGCAAGUCCGAGUCGGACUUCUCUGACGGGGACAACGACAGCAUCAACAGCACGUCCAACUCCAACGACACCAUCAACUGCAGCUCCGAGUCCUCGUCCAGGGACAGCCUGAGGGAGCAGACCCUCAGCAAACAGACCUACCACAAAGAGACCCGCAACAGCUGGGACUCCCCCGCCUUCAGCAACGACCUCAUCCGCAAGAGGCACUACCGCAUCGGCCUGAACCUCUUCAACAAGAAACCAGAAAAAGGCAUCCAGUAUCUGAUAGAGCGGAACUUUGUUCCAGACACUCCGGUGGGUGUGGCUCACUUUCUGCUCCAGAGGAAAGGCUUGAGUAGGCAGAUGAUUGGCGAGUUCCUGGGUAACAGACAGAAACAGUUCAACCGAGAUGUUCUAGACUGUGUGGUGGAUGAAAUGGACUUCUCAGCUAUGGAGCUGGAUGAAGCACUCAGGAAAUUCCAGGCACACAUCAGAGUGCAGGGAGAAGCCCAGAAGGUUGAGCGGCUGAUAGAGGCCUAUAGUCAACGCUACUGCAUCUGUAACCCAGGUGUGGUGCGGCAGUUCAGGAACCCAGACACCAUCUUCAUCCUGGCUUUUGCCAUCAUCCUCCUCAACACGGACAUGUACAGCCCCAACGUCAAGCCUGAGAGGAAGAUGAAACUGGAGGACUUUGUGAAGAAUCUUCGAGGAGUGGAUGAUGGCGAGGACAUUCCCAGAGAAAUGCUUGUGGGGAUAUAUGAGCGCAUUCGCAAGCGGGAGCUCAAGACUAAUGAAGACCAUGUGUCCCAGGUUCAGAAAGUGGAAAAACUAAUUGUUGGAAAAAAGCCGAUUGGCUCCUUACACCAAGGUAUUGGCUGUAUACUAUCAUUACCCCACCGGAGACUGGUUUGCUACUGUCGACUUUUUGAAGCUCCGGAUCCCAACAAACCUCAAAAGUUGGGCGUGCACCAAAGGGAGAUCUUCCUGUUCAACGACUUGCUCGUGGUGACAAAGAUUUUUCAGAAGAAGAAGAACUCUGUGACAUACAGUUUUCGGCAGUCCUUCUCACUUUAUGGCAUGCAGGUGCUGCUCUUUGAGAAUCAGUAUUAUCCCAAUGGAGUUCGCCUGACCUCCGCCGUACCUGGAGCAGACAUUAAAGUCCUCAUCAAUUUCAAUGCCCCCAAUCCUCAGGAUCGCAAAAGGUUCACAGACGAUCUGCGAGAAUCUAUCGCAGAAGUGCAAGAGAUGGAGAAGUACAGGAUAGAAUCUGAACUAGAAAAACAGAAAGGAGUGGUGCGGCCCAGCUUGUCCCAGAGCUCUGGGUUAAAGAAGGACACUGGAAACGGCAACCUGAGCCGAGCCAGCCUGGACGACAGCUACGCCAUCAGCGAGGGGCUGAAGAGGAGUGCCCUCAGCAGCUCCCUGCGGGACCUCUCAGAUGCAGGCAAGCGUGGGAGACGCAGCAGUGCAGGAUCACUAGACAGCAAUCUGGAAGGCUCCAUCAUUAGCAGCCCCCACGUCCGGCGCAGACCCCCCUCCAGCCGGGACUGUCCCUCCCGCCACAGCGGUCAGUCUCUGGCCACCUCCUCCUCGCUGCUGGGCUCUUUGUUUGGCAGCAGGCGGCUGAAGUCCCCCAGCCCCACCCCCCAGAGCCCGCACCCCACCCUCAUCUCCCACACCCCCCACCCGGCCCACCUGCACCACACGGCCCGCUCAGACACAGACAGCCCGGGGCCCGCGCCCCCCCACCCCGCCCACCGGGACUGUCCCUCCCGCCACAGCGGUCAGUCUCUGGCCACCUCCUCCUCGCUGCUGGGCUCUUUGUUUGGCAGCAGGCGGCUGAAGUCCCCCAGCCCCACCCCCCAGAGCCCGCACCCCCCCGGGGCCCCCCCCCCCCCCCCCCCACCCCCCGCCCACGCCCCCCCCCCGCACGGCCCCCCGUCCCCGUCUCAGGGCCCCGGCAGCUCCAAACCCAAGCACAGCGGCAUCAGCACGGUGGUGUGA